Messenger RNA from Panicum hallii, 1190 nucleotides. RefSeq names its product probable E3 ubiquitin-protein ligase ARI9. Gene Ontology annotation, biological process: positive regulation of proteasomal ubiquitin-dependent protein catabolic process; protein polyubiquitination; ubiquitin-dependent protein catabolic process. The transcript has 3 exons. Gene Ontology annotation, molecular function: ubiquitin protein ligase activity; ubiquitin conjugating enzyme binding; zinc ion binding. The record is from RefSeq and is a predicted model, not a curated record. Lineage: Eukaryota; Viridiplantae; Streptophyta; Magnoliopsida; Poales; Poaceae. Gene Ontology annotation, cellular component: cytoplasm; ubiquitin ligase complex. Bases 205 to 888 code for a protein of 227 amino acids.
CCCCGCCUUUUGCACUCCUCGACCCUUCCCAUGGAAGCCGUCAACCGGGGAAAGACCGGACUGCCCCCCUAGAAAUCCCAACAGAACCCUGAACCCAUACUGCUUGGCCGCAUCUGAUCCGAGUCGCGGAGAUUAUUCUCCUCCUCGUCCGUUUCCCUGCGGAAAAGAAGCCGGCGCGGCGUCCCUCCGCCGCCCACGGCCGAAAUGGCGGGAGCCGAGGGGGCGCAGCCCCAGCAGCACCACCCCUGCAGCAUCUGCAUGGAGCCCAUGGCGCCCGCCGCGGCGCACCGCGGGGGCGCCGCCUGCGCGCACGCGUUCUGCCGCGCGUGCCUGUCCGGCCACGUCCGCGCCAAGCUCGAGUCGGGCGGCGGCGGCGGCGGCGCCGUGGUGCGGUGCCCCGACGCGUCCUGCGCGGCCGCGCUCGACCCGGAGCUCUGCCGCGGGGCGCUCCCGCCCGAGGUCUUCGAGCGGUGGUGCCGCGCGCUCUGCGAGUCGCUCUUCCUCGGCGCGCGCCGCACCUACUGCCCGUUCCCGGACUGCUCCGAGAUGAUGGUGGCGGACGACGACGGCGGCGGUGCCGAGGAGUGCGUGACCCAGUCCGAGUGCCAGGGGUGCCGCCGGCUCUUCUGCGCGCGGUGCGGGGUGCCGUGGCACGCCGGCGUGUCCUGCGAGGAGUUCGCGCGGCUCGGCGAGGGGGAGCGCGCGCGGGAGGACCUGCUGCUCGUGGAGGCCGCCCGCGAGGGCAACUGGAAGCGCUGCCCGCGAUGCAGGUUCUACGUCGAGAAGUCCAGUGGCUGCCUGCACAUUACCUGCAGAUGUGGGUUUGAGUUCUGCUAUGGAUGCUGUAAGCCAUGGGCUCUGAUACAUGACGGCUGUCCUGGGGCCUGAAACAGGUCUGGCUUCAAUUCUGCUGUGGCUCCGCCAAGCAAUGGGAGCUGAAUACAUGGCGGUUUCAGCAUGAAGUAGGUACCGAUGUUACUAUCAGUAGGGUUUCUCUGGACUCUCAUGUGAACCAUGAAUAGUCUGGCAUCCUCUAGAGAAUUUUGGAAGGUUCUCCUGUUUGUGGUUGGUCUUAACGAACCUUCAUUACAACUAUAUGGGUGCCAGACGUCUUUCUUUAGUUUAAGCUAAGCUUGACAGUGCUUGAAAUUUGCAAUGCAUUAUAAAUAUGGGGAAUUGUGUUGACAAAA